This is a messenger RNA of Sciurus carolinensis (gray squirrel), 4730 nucleotides long. It is a transcript of the gene Atp11b, whose product is annotated as ATPase phospholipid transporting 11B (putative). The record is from RefSeq and is a predicted model, not a curated record. Gene Ontology annotation, biological process: phospholipid translocation. Gene Ontology annotation, cellular component: trans-Golgi network; plasma membrane; recycling endosome. NCBI's taxonomy places the organism in Eukaryota, Metazoa, Chordata, Mammalia, Rodentia, Sciuridae. Gene Ontology annotation, molecular function: ATPase-coupled intramembrane lipid carrier activity; ATP binding; magnesium ion binding.
UUUGGGUGACAACGGUCAAUAAUGAAAGUGGCUGCGGCGCGGUGGCUGGCUCAGCUGCGCCGGGCGGGGGCGGCGCCGGGGCCGCGCCUGUAGGAGCUCCGGGCCGGCUCGGCGGGAUGGGGACCCGGCGCGGGGAGUGAGGUGGCGGCGGCGAGCGGAACUUCAGCCAGAGGGGCUCGUCUGCUCCCCCCUCUGGCUCGUCGGCCUCCACCUGCAGCCCCUGGGCCCCCGCGCCCCGCGGGGCCGCGACGGCGGGGGCAUGUGGCGCUGGGUCCGGCAGCAGCUGGGUUUUGACCCACCACAUCAAAGUGACACAAGAACUAUUUACAUAGCCAACAGGUUUCCUCAGAAUGGACUUUACACACCUCAGAAAUUUAUAGAUAACCGGAUCAUUUCAUCUAAGUAUACUGUGUGGAAUUUUGUUCCAAAAAAUUUAUUUGAACAAUUCAGAAGAGUGGCAAACUUUUAUUUUCUUAUUAUAUUUUUGGUUCAGCUCAUGAUUGAUACACCUACCAGUCCAAUUACCAGUGGACUUCCAUUAUUUUUUGUGAUAACAGUAACCGCCAUAAAGCAGGGAUAUGAAGAUUGGUUACGACAUAACUCAGAUAAUGAAGUAAAUGGAGCUCCUGUUUAUGUUGUUCGAAGUGGUGGCCUUGUGAAAACUAGAUCAAAAAACAUUCGGGUGGGUGAUAUUGUUCGAAUAGCCAAAGAUGAAAUUUUCCCUGCAGAUUUGGUGCUUCUGUCCUCAGAUCGACUUGAUGGUUCAUGUCAUGUUACAACUGCUAGUUUGGAUGGAGAAACUAAUUUGAAGACACAUGUGGCAGUUCCAGAAACAGCAGUAUUACAAACAGUUGCCAAUUUGGACAGCCUUGUAGCUGUAAUAGAAUGCCAGCAACCAGAAGCAGAUUUGUACAGAUUCAUGGGACGAAUGAUAAUAACUCAACAAAUGGAAGAAAUUGUAAGACCCUUGGGACCCGAGAGUCUCUUGCUUCGUGGAGCCAGAUUAAAAAAUACAAAAGAAAUUUUUGGUGUUGCUAUAUACACUGGAAUGGAAACUAAGAUGGCAUUAAAUUACAAGAGCAAGUCACAGAAACGAUCUGCAGUAGAAAAAUCAAUGAACACAUUUUUGAUAAUUUAUCUAAUAAUCCUUAUCUCUGAAGCCAUCAUCAGUACCAUCUUGAAGUAUACAUGGCAAGCUGAAGAAAAAUGGGAUGAACCUUGGUAUAACCAAAAAACAGAACAUCAAAGAAAUAGUAGUAAGAUUCUGAGGUUUAUUUCUGAUUUCCUUGCUUUUUUGGUACUCUACAAUUUCAUCAUUCCAAUUUCAUUAUAUGUAACAGUUGAAAUGCAAAAAUUUCUUGGAUCAUUUUUUAUUGGCUGGGAUCUUGAUCUCUAUCAUGAAGAAUCAGAUCAGAAAGCUCAAGUCAAUACUUCUGAUCUUAAUGAAGAGCUUGGACAGGUGGAAUAUGUGUUUACAGAUAAAACUGGAACACUGACAGAAAACGAGAUGCAGUUUCGGGAAUGUUCAAUUAAUGGCAUGAAAUAUCAAGAAAUCAGUGGUAGACUGGUACCUGAAGGACCAACACCUGACUCUUCAGAAGGAAAUUUAUCUUACCUGAAUAGUUUAUCCCAUCUUAACAACUUGUCCCAUCUUACAACCAGUUCUUCUUUUAGAACCAGUCCUGAAAAUGAAACUGAACUAAUUAAAGAACACGAUCUCUUCUUUAAGGCAGUCAGUCUUUGCCACACUGUUCAGAUCAGCAAUGUUCAUGUCGAUGGCAUUGGUGAUGGUCCCUGGCAGUCCAAUCUGGCACCCUCCCAGUUGGAAUAUUAUGCAUCUUCACCAGAUGAAAAGGCUCUAGUGGAAGCUGCUGCGAGAAUUGGUAUCGUGUUUAUUGGCAAUUCUGAAGAAACUAUGGAAGUUAAAAUACUUGGAAAACUGGAACGGUACAAAUUGCUUCACAUUCUGGAAUUUGAUUCAGAUCGUAGGAGAAUGAGUGUAAUUGUUCGGGCACCUUCAGGUGAGAAGCUUUUAUUUGCUAAAGGAGCUGAAUCAUCAAUUCUUCCAAAAUGUAUAGGUGGAGAAAUAGAAAAAACCAGAAUUCAUGUAGAUGAAUUUGCUUUGAAAGGGCUAAGAACUCUCUGUAUAGCCUUUAGACAAUUUACAUCUAAAGAAUAUGAAGAAAUAGAUAGGCGCCUAUUUGAAGCCAGGACUGCCUUGCAGCAACGGGAAGAGAAGUUAGCUAAUGUCUUCCAAUUUAUAGAAAAAGACCUGAUACUACUUGGAGCUACAGCAGUGGAAGACAGACUACAAGAUAAAGUUCGAGAAACUAUUGAAGCAUUGAGAAUGGCUGGUAUCAAAGUAUUACUUACUGGAGAUAAACAUGAAACAGCUGUUAGUGUGAGUUUAUCAUGUGGACAUUUUCAUAGAACUAUGAACAUCCUUGAACUUAUAAACCAGAAGUCAGAUAGUGAAUGUGCUGAACAACUGAGGCAACUUGCCAGAAGAAUUACAGAGGAUCAUGUGAUUCAGCAUGGGCUUGUAGUAGAUGGGACCAGCCUAUCUCUUGCACUCAGGGAACAUGAAAAACUAUUUAUGGAAGUUUGCAGAAAUUGUUCAGCUGUAUUAUGCUGUCGUAUGGCACCACUGCAGAAAGCAAAAGUAUGUAAUAAGACUAAUAAAAUCUCACCUGAGAAACCUAUAACAUUGGCUGUUGGUGAUGGUGCUAAUGAUGUAAGCAUGAUACAAGAAGCACAUGUUGGCAUAGGAAUCAUGGGUAAAGAAGGAAGACAGGCUGCAAGAAACAGUGACUAUGCAAUAGCUAGAUUUAAAUUCCUCUCCAAAUUACUUUUUGUUCAUGGUCAUUUUUAUUAUGUUAGAAUAGCUACCCUUGUACAGUAUUUUUUUUAUAAGAAUGUGUGCUUUAUCACACCCCAAUUUUUAUAUCAGUUCUACUGUUUGUUUUCUCAACAAACACUGUAUGACAGCGUGUACCUGACUUUAUAUAAUAUUUGUUUUACUUCCCUACCUAUUCUGAUAUAUAGUCUUUUGGAACAGCAUAUAGACCCUCAUGUAUUACAGAACAAGCCCACCCUCUAUCGGGACAUUAGUAAAAACCGUCUCUUAAGCAUUAAAACAUUUCUUUAUUGGACCAUCCUGGGUUUCACUCAUGCCUAUUUCUUUUUUGGAUCCUAUUUUCUAAUGGGGAAAGAUAUAUCUCUGCUUGGAAAUGGCCAGAUGUUUGGAAACUGGACUUUCGGCACUUUGGUCUUUACAGUCAUGGUUAUUACAGUCACAGUAAAGAUGGCUUUGGAAACUCAUUUUUGGACUUGGAUCAACCAUCUUGUUACCUGGGGAUCUAUUGUAUUUUAUUUUGUAUUUUCUUUGUUUUAUGGUGGAAUUCUCUGGCCAUUUUUAGGUUCUCAGAAUAUGUACUUUGUAUUUAUUCAGCUCCUAUCAAGUGGUUCUGCUUGGUUUGCCAUAAUCCUUAUGGUUGUAACUUGUCUAUUUCUUGAUGUUGUGAAGAAGGUGUUUGACCGACAGCUUCAUCCUACAAGUACUGAAAAGGCACAGCUUACUGAAACAAAUUCAAGUAUCAAGUGCUUGGACUCCAUGUGCUGUUUCCCAGAAGGAGAAACAGCGUGCGCAUCUGUUAGAAGAAUGCUGGAACGAGUCAUAGGAAGAUGUAGUCCAACCCACAUCAGCAGAUCAUGGAGUGCAUCGGAUCCUUUCUAUACCAACGACAGGAGCAUCUUGACUCUCUCCACAAUGGACUCAACUACUUAUUAAAGGGGCAGUAGUACUUUGUGGGAGCAAUUUCACCUUUUCUCAGAUUCAGGGUGAUCAUCCUGUAAAUGGCCACACUAGCUCUGAAAUUACUUUCUGAAAUCUCUGGAGUAGUUCAUACUCACUCAGAGUAAUAAUGGCAAACAAACAAAAUUAACAUGAACCCUUUUCUCCCUUUAAUUUGAAUCUGAACAUGUUAAAAUUUGUGAAUAAAGAGACAUUUUCAAUCUCUUUGUCUGGGUUGUCCCUUCUGCUUAUGGGACUCCUAAUGGCAUUUCAGCCUAUUGCUGAGGCCACUAUAUUUUAAUAUCAAAGUAGAAAGGAGAUAACUUCUAGUUAUGUGUAUUUUUUAGAAUUAGCUUGACUGACUCUUAUAUUUAAAUCUGCUUCUGUAAAUUAUGCUGAAAGUUUGCCUUGAGAACUCUAUUUUUUUAUUAGAGUUAUAUUUGAAGAUUUUCAUGGGAAAAGUUAAUGUGAAUAUUAAGAAAUUCUGGUCCCUCGUUGACUGUGUUAAUUCAGUAGUGCUUUUUAAGUUCACAGAGCAAAUUAGAAUAUAUUUCCACAUUAUUUACUGCAGUAUGAAGAGUAAAUUUAUACCAAUACCAAAUUUCUCUAAAUGUAACACAGCUAGUAAAAUUAACCCUAUAAAUGCAAAGAGGGCUUAUCAUAUCUUAUACAUAAAUCAGAAAUCAGGUCCAGUCACCAAAUUUCAAAGUGAUGUAUAUUAACAUUUUUUGUGACUGAAUAUGAAGAAGCUAUAGUGGGUAAAUUUGAUACCAUUAACAUGUUACUAAUUUGUCUUUAUCAUUGGAUCUUUUGCAUGCUUUAACCUGGCUAAUAUAUUUAAAUUUGCUUUCUUUCUUUAUCCAAAGGCUCUGUUUAUAGUAUUUUAUGACAAUGUUGUAAGUUCAACUAUAUCAAUAAAAAACAAAUUUGGACAGUA